Messenger RNA from Triticum turgidum subsp. durum (durum wheat), 888 nucleotides. The record is from the annotation of a GenBank genome assembly. NCBI's taxonomy places the organism in Eukaryota, Viridiplantae, Streptophyta, Magnoliopsida, Poales, Poaceae.
AUGGACAAGUACACCGGCAUCCCCGGCUCCGACGUCCUGCGCAGCCGCGCCGACGGCCAGCUCGUGGCCGUCACGUACAUCCCUCGAGGGGAGCAGGUGGACGAGGCCGUGCGGCGGGAGAUCAUCAGGCACCGGUCGCUGCGCCACCCCAGCGUCGUCCGCCUCAGGGAGCUCGUUCUCACCCCGACGCACCUCGCCGUCGUCUCGGAUCACGCCCCGGACCUCCACCGGCGGGUCCGCGACGCCGGCCGGUUCAGCGAGGACGAGGCGCGUGUGCUGUUCCGGCAACUGGUAUCAGGAGUCAGCUACUGCCACUCCAUGCAGGUAUGCCAUCGUGACGUGAAGCUGGAGAACAUCCUGCUGGAUGGGAGCUGCGCGGGGCCUCCUCGGCUCAAGAUAUGCGGCCCCGGCGUUUCAAAGCGUCAGUCGCAGCCGGGAGCGCCAAGAGCGUCUGACCAAACACGGGUGUACAUCGCUCCUGAGGUUUUUCAGCAAAGGGAAUAUGAUGGCAAGAUCGUCGAUGUGUGGUCCUGUGGAGUGACGCUCUACGCCAUGCUGGUCGGCGCUUACCCCUUCCAGUGUCCUGACGACGAGCCAAUAAAUUUUAGGAAGAUAAUUCAGAGGAUACAGAGCGUUGAAUACUCAGUUCCAGAUGACCUGCACAUAUCUGCCGAGUGGCGUGACCUCAUUUCCAAGAUCUUUGUUGCUGACCCAGCUGCUAGAAUCACGGUGCCUGAGAUAAGAAACCAUCCAUGGUUCUUGAAGAAUUUCCCGGCUGAUGAUAGCACAAUGAGCACCGAGGAGGCAGAGCAGCCGACGCAGAGCAUGGAUGAGAUGAUGCAGAUCCUAGCACUGGCAGAGGCACCAUAUCUACUGCCGACGACAUAG